Molecule: messenger RNA, 657 nt
Organism: Arachis stenosperma
Lineage: Eukaryota; Viridiplantae; Streptophyta; Magnoliopsida; Fabales; Fabaceae
Exons: 3
Coding region: 1-657 (218 amino acids)
Source: RefSeq, a predicted model, not a curated record
AUGAGAUUCUCUGUAGGGACGACUGCUUCAGAUAAAGAUGAGACAGAGCAAUUUGGUGAGUGGUUAUUAAAAGUUGGUGAUGGUUUAAUAGGUGACAAUAUGGAUGGUGAAUCUGAGAUAUGUCUUCCAGGAGAUAUUGUUAUUCCUUCUUCGGACCAGGCAUUUGACGAGUUGUUUCAUUUUUCUUAUCCAAAUAUUUUGGAAAAUAUGUCCUCAAAGAAUUUUUUCAAAGCAAGAACUAUACUGGCUCCCACACUAGACAUCGUUGAAGAGGUCAGCAACCAUCUGAUGGCUAUCAUUCCUGGAGGAAAAAAAUUAUAUCUUAGUUCGGAUUCUAUUUGUAUGGAUGAAGAGAAUAUGGAGAGUCAACUAGAUCCCUAUGGUCCUGAAUUACUGAAUAGCAUAAAUUGCUCUGUGGUCUUUGUAAUGGUACAAGGGUACAAGUUAGCUAGGAAGCUUGGAAAUCAUGUCAUAGAAUGUGAAGUCUUAACGGGUGACAAUGUUGGUCAUAUUGCUUUGAUUCCAAGAAUGAAUAUGGUACCAACAAAUGAAACCGUCCCAACAGGAAUACAGGCAAUUAACAUUAAUAAAGCAGAUAAGAAACGAUCGAAUAAUGUUCAAAGGAGACGUGUUCACGUGUGCGACUUCUAUUGCUGA